CCCAAUUGAAGACGGCUUUAGAAGAGACGCGGACUCGUCUAUAUACGUUUAUUUUCGGGGGGGGGGCGAAAAGUGUAUUAUUUUUGUGUAAGGGAAUAUUUUUGGCUUCCGGAACGCUUGAUGUCACCUUGACUCCUAGCACGGAGUGCAUUUCACUGUUCAGCAUCUACGGCCAUUGAGCUAACCGAAGCUGAAUGACUUGCGCUAGUUACAAUAAAUCGGAUCUAUCUGUCCGAUUUAUUAAGGGACCUGCAGUCAUUUUUCCCAUGUGACAUUUAACGUAACAUUUGUAAAAGGAUUUUUUUUACUUCAUUUUUAAUUCGAAUCUUAUAAUGGGAGUUGUUCUGCGGAAUCUCCAGAAGGUGGUGCCUCUCCGACGCGCUAGACUCCGCAAGGAUGUUAACACGUUGAGACACAUUUUGGGCAUCCAGAAAUUUGACUUGGGUAUCAUUUGUGUGGAUAACCGCAGGAUUCAACAAAUCAACAACACAUACAGGAAAAAGAAUGCGCCAACGGAUGUCCUCUCGUUUCCGUUCUACGAGGAUCUGCGACCCGGUAAACUGCCCUGUAACCUUCACAGAGACGAUCUGAACCUCGGUGACAUUUUCUUGGGGGUCGAGUUCCUGAUGGAGCAGUGUCAGGAUGAUUCCCUGGAUCUACAUGGAGUUCUUACAGUUGUCACUACUCAUGGCAUCUGUCAUCUGCUAGGCUAUCGACAUGAAACAGAGGAGGAAUGGACAGAGAUGCUACAGAAAGAAAGUUACAUCCUAAGCGAGUACAACAGACUUACAGGUCAAAGCUUGGAGCCACUCACAAAGAGAUGCAGUCAAGACAGAUCCAGGACAAAAUAGUGUUGUCAUAAUCCACGGAAAACUAAGUAAAUACUGUUUACACAA
Molecule: messenger RNA, 896 nt
Organism: Lampris incognitus (smalleye Pacific opah)
Lineage: Eukaryota; Metazoa; Chordata; Actinopteri; Lampriformes; Lampridae
Gene: ybey
Product: ybeY metalloendoribonuclease
Exons: 5
Coding region: 333-851 (172 amino acids)
Biological process (GO): rRNA processing
Molecular function (GO): metalloendopeptidase activity
Source: RefSeq, a predicted model, not a curated record